AGAAGCUGAGACGAAGGGAGAGUGCAGUGCCCCUUCUCUUCCACUUCCUCUGAGGUGGCUGUAACUUGAGACCCUGCUCCACUGGCUGCUGCGUGCCCGUCUCCUUGGACACCAGAGGCUGCAGGAACUAACUUGUAUCAAACACACAGCAGCUAGCCGCUAGCUAACCUCCUGCUCCAGGCCAUGAGGGGUCUAUUGACCACAAGGGACCAGCACUGCUGGACGGAAUUGAUUGAGAAAGAGGCUUUCAGCAGGAUCAGCUGGAAGGUGAAGUAUGGGCACAAGUUCCCCAGGCUCGAGCCCUGCAGUGGUCCCAGGAGGAAAUGUAUUCUACCUGCUAUCUGCCCUCCCAAGGAGCAGGAGAAGAGGUUCAGUCCCCCUAGGAUCCAGGAGGAGGAAACUGGCUUUAAGAAGCAGGGGGAGGGGGUAAGCCUCCCCAGGAAGCAGGAGGAUAAGGGUCAGGAGCCCGUUCUUAAGGAAAUGAGACCUGCUACCCCCAACACCAAGCUUCUGCUGUACCAGGGCAUCACUCAGGAAGGCCAAGGGAGGCACCUGUACCUGCAGGAGAGAAAGCUGAAGAGACCUGAGGAGAAAUUCCACUAUCCAGUCCUGUCAUCCUGGGAGUAUGGCUGGCGCUUAGGAGACAUUAUUACUGAAAUCAAGGCUCCACUUCAUGCCAGGUCUGGAAUUGUAAAGGAUACUUUCUACAUCAGAAGUGGAGUCUUCCAUCAUCCAUCAAAAAGUGACAGGCUGUCGUGAGCUUCGGUGUUUGUUACAAACAUUAAAAAUGCAAAACUUCUUGUUGUUGCCUAGUGUGACUGGUUUUAUGUCAGAUCUGCUAACUCUGUAAUUAUUUCCCUCUUUAAUUGUUUCUCUGCGAGACCAGUUUAAGGUUUCUAAUUCAGAAUCUGCUCUAGUCUCUGUAUAUUUUUAACUUUCUAAUGUAUUCAUUUGGCACUAAUUUUGUUUUAUUUUCAGGCUGUCUUCUGGAUUUAAAUGUACCUGCAACAUAAACCAUGUAACUUGAUUACUCUAAGGUAGAAAACCUGGGAGUUUUCACUUUGUUUCCUUGUCUAGGUUAUUGCAUAAAAAAAUUUUUAAAGAGCCCGUCUACAGCUGAACAAUCAUAGUUCCACAGCAGUGACUUGGGCAGAACUAAACAACAUGAAACCUAGUGAAAUAAAAUCCAUUCAGUGAAAGUGAUGAUAAAUUCCUAGGUAGUAAUAUGUCUAAAAGAUCACUCCUUUAAAUAUUUUGUUUCAUUUUAUAUAGCAUCUAAUAUCCCCACAAAUAACCUUAGCAUUUGACUGAAAUUUGAUAGUAGCAGGAAGUCUCCUUUAAUUGUUUCAGGCCUAUAAAUUACUAGAGAAACUAAUAUUGUAGAAUCCCUGAUGAUCAUGUUCUAAAACAAAGCAGCACUUUACCUUGAGACAACUCUGUAUUUUGGUGGUAUAUGCACCGAUGUGGGAGCCAGGAACACAAGUUCCCCUCGUUGCUCUGAUACGGAUUGUGUCUGACUUUGGGUAAGUCAUGCAACCUCUCUGCCUCAGUCUUCCUUCCCUGUGAUAAGGGGAAAGCUCUUUACCUAAGUAUGUUGGGGACUGGGGUGAUGCAUAUUAGUCAAUGCUCUGAAAAGCACUUGAAAAAUGAAAAGUAGUUAACGAUCUUUUGUCUUCAGAAUCAUCCAUUCUCAUAGACCUUUGUUCUUUACCCAGUUUUUCUCUGUAGUUACUUUAGAUCAUUUCUUUUACCUUUCACCUGGUUUCCAAUUUCAGUCCCUAAGCUAACCUUUAGCAACUAGUUUACAGGUCUAUCUGUCUCUUCCCCUCUCCCACUAGGAGAAAACCUUAAGAGGUGCCAGGAAACUUGAGGGCUGCAUAGUAGAAGAUGCGGAGGGGGCACCGUGAUGAUUAAUGCUGCUUCUGGUUGCAUAUGAACUCGACUGGAUUUGUGCUCAGAAAUCUUGAGAUCAGCCAGGGAAGUUGCACAAAGCUUCUAACCCCCACUCCAUAUCUAGCUCCUCCCACACAUGGCUCCACUGCUUAAAUCUACCAAGCACCAGGGGUUCUCAGAGGCAAGAAUAAUUCUAUAAAGCUGUAAAAAGAAAAGGAGUUCUUGUGCCACAAGUACUCCUUUUCUUUUUGCGGAUACAGACUAACAAGGAUGCUACUCUGAAAUCUAUAAAGCUGAUAUCCCAAACCCCGCAAACGUUCACGCUCCUCCUUACACCCAUCCAAGCAAGGUUUACUAGAGCUGGGUCACUUCUCCUGGAGGCAGAUUGAACAAUCCAGUCCCAAGAAAUUUCAGUCCAUAUUACUGGGUCCAUGGAAUGUUGUUUUACAAGGUACUUUGUGAUGAUCACUAGGUUGUUAGGCUGAACAGAGUCUGAGGGGGAUGGCACUUUAUGCCAUGCUAGUAUGGCCCAGCUGUUGCAGGGUCUUCAUCUACCUUUGCAUCUGCUUUCUUUAAGAACGUGUCUGUCGAUCAUACUAAACCUCGAAAGAUAAGGCUGAAACCUGAAGUCAAAAACUAUGUUUAACACUCCAAAGUAGCUGAAGAGCCUCUGAGAGCCUGGUAACUUGGGAAAAGGAGAACAGCAAAUACCAUUUCUUGUAGAAUAUUACAGAGCAGUUGUUAUCCUGGGAGCCCCCAUGUGAGGUGUAGAAUUCAGCAUCUAACCCAAAUAUGUCCAUGUCUCUAGAAAAAAUUCAUUGUUACAAAAGCCUUGAAAUGUCCAACUACCUGAUUCCUAUUAGUAAAUCUUUAUUUAUUUUUUUUUUAAGAGAAUUUCCCCUAUAUUAUGGCCACUCGGAAAUAUGAAGGCAUCUUUAACAAGCAUUCAUUAAUAUAUUCUGUGAAGUUUUCUGUUUCAAGGAAAAAGUAUGAAUCUUCCAAGUUUUUCUGGCAUUGCACAUGAAUUCCUGGUACUAAUAGGGGAAAAAACCCACCUCCGCAUUCUUUUGGUCGUUCAUUGAAAUGCCACUGUUUCAGUACUGGUACCUCCUUGAGAGUCAGAGGACGUAGAAUGACUUGCCAAACUAAUUUUUCAUCGUAAGUCCACACUUACAAUUAAUAAUCAGUAGGACUCUUAUUUUAAAAAGUUAUCGAAAGAAGCGCCGUUGCAUUACAGCAUCUGUUUCUUGCCAGACAUCUACUUUGUGUUGCUUCCCAAAGGAUCUUUGGGAACAGGCCUUUAAAUUUCAUUUUGGAAUUUGUCAGAUUUUUAGUGUUGAUUUAUUUAUCUAAAUUGUGCAUUCAUAUUUGUAUGUACUGGACGGUAUCAAAAAAUUUUAAAGCUAGCACUGUUACUAAAUCCAUCUUUACUAGGAUUUAAAACUCAUUCACUCUAAUUUUGCUAGGAUUUAAACUUCAUAUUUUUCAUAACAAAUAGCCUAAUGUAUCUGAUCAUUGGUUUUUUUUUUUUUUUUUAGUUAAAAGGAAAAGUGUCUGUACGAGAGUGUCAAUAUUUGUGUUUGGCAGUUCUGUACCAUCAUUUAGCUGCUCCUUUGGAAGGAGCCAGUUCUACAAAUGCUUUCAUGUACUGACCUUGAAGCAGCUUGCUGAAUGGAGAAAGAGUAGAGGGGACUAAUAAAUCCUGCAUGACAAGAAAACCAAAAUGAACUUCUGCACAUCAGAAUGUAUUUUACUAUUUUAAUAUUGUAUCAGCAUUGUGCAGGAGAAAUCUGCAAUAUGGACCAUCAAUGGCUGUAGAAAGAUCAAUUCCUGUUUUCAGACGUACUCACUGAAGCCCUGAUUCUGCAAAGCAAUUAUGUGUGUGCUUCACUUUAAGCAUGUGAGUAAUCUCAUUCAUGUUUAGCAAAGCAUGUUUAACUUCAUUUGCUUAAAGUUAAUAAUGUAAGUGCUUGCGUGCCUUGUUGAACAGGGAUGAAUUUGCUUGUGUACUUAAAGUUGAGCACAAGGUUGAGUGUCUUGCAGACUUGGGAGCACAGAAAAAGCGGUUUGCAUGCACCUUAGCUGUGGCCCAGCUCAAACUAAUGAGCCAUGUUCUGUAGUGCUAGUGAGCUGCCAUGCAUAUCAUAAAUACGAGUCUUGUUAUGAGUUGACUGAACUCUACAAAUGUGCUUUUUGAAAGGCUGAUAAAUGUGACCAAUCAAUUUCAGAUUUAAUUGUUACAUUCUAAACCAGCUCUGCAAUUACCUUCACAGAGAAGGAGGAAUGGGUGAGAUGUAGACAUGGCUAGAUCAAAUGCCCCUCUUUUAAACAGACACGGGGGAUCAGGGAGGACACUGUCAGUGAUUUUCUGCAUCUACAUUUUUCUCAUUGUCAUUGGCUCUGCUGUGAAAUAUCACAAGAGCACCUUUGUUAUGCUCACUGUUCUGCUGUUUACUGAAUUGGUAGUGAUGGCAGGCAUCCUCCAAAAGCCAUUCAAAUUCAGCAGAGACUCUUAUUGGCAUCAAUAGGCUUUGGAACAGACCCCCAAGGCCUGCUUCUGGUGAGGUUCUUUCAUCUCCUGUUUGGGAGAGUGGUUGUAAGUGUUGAUUCGGUAGGAUGUACUGUACUCCAUUUUAUGCAGUUGUUGUAGCCGUGUUGGUCCCAGGGUAUUAGAGAGACAAGGGAGUUGAGGUAAGACCGUUUA
Dermochelys coriacea (leatherback sea turtle) is the source of this 4597-nucleotide messenger RNA. Its product is annotated as protein ATP6V1FNB. The transcript has 3 exons. Bases 184 to 759 code for a protein of 191 amino acids. The record is from RefSeq and is a predicted model, not a curated record. NCBI's taxonomy places the organism in Eukaryota, Metazoa, Chordata, Testudines, Dermochelyidae.